Messenger RNA from Fusarium keratoplasticum, 1098 nucleotides. RefSeq lists its product as uncharacterized. Bases 1 to 1098 code for a protein of 365 amino acids. The record is from RefSeq and is a predicted model, not a curated record. NCBI's taxonomy places the organism in Eukaryota, Fungi, Ascomycota, Sordariomycetes, Hypocreales, Nectriaceae. Gene Ontology annotation, molecular function: methyltransferase activity. The transcript has 4 exons.
AUGUCCAGCCCGAAAAGCCAGAAGAGUCCCAAGGCCCGGUCGUUAACCGGGUCACCUCAACCGGCCGAGGGUGAUGAGCAGGCACUAGAAACAGGUGGCACGCAGAUUCCUUUUAACGAGGACGGGGACGAGGACGAUGACGAAGGUGUUUCUAUUGGGGAUAACGAGACCUUCAUCUCCUCCACCGCCUCCCUCUCAGAGAGCAUUCUCGACUAUCGCAACAUUCACGGUCGGACAUUCCAGACGUCCAAGACAACCGAAUACUGGGGGCCCAAUGACGACAAACAGAAUGAGGGCCUGGAUAUAGCGCACCACUUCGUAACCAUGAUCAAGGGCGACAAACUGUUCGAGGCACCCAUUGGCACAAAUCCGUCCAAGAUUCUGGAUGUGGGUACGGGCACGGGCAUCUGGGCCAUAGAUGUAGCUGAUGCCUACCCGUCGGCCGAGGUCAUUGGCACCGACAUCAGCCCCAUCCAGCCCGCCUGGGUGCCACCGAAUUGCAAGUUCCACAUCGACGACGCGCAGCUUGAGUGGACCUACGCCCCGGAAACCUUUGAUUUUGUACACAUCCGCGGACUAUACGGCAGCAUCGGCGACUGGACUGAGCUGUACCGACAGGCACACAGGGUGCUGCUACCGGGCGGGUGGAUCGAGGACUGCGAGUUCAAUAUCACGCUAUACAGCGACGUCCCCGCGGUGAAGAACGACCCAGAUCACAUCUUCAAGCAGUGGGCCAAGGUGUUCUUCGAGGCGACGGACCGCAUGGGCAAGACGGCGCGCAUCGGCUUGGAAGGAACCAUGCGUAAACAUAUGGAGGAGGCUGGCUUCGUGGAUAUUCACGAGAAAAAUAACCAGGUACCCAUCGGCGGGUGGAGCAGUGACCCUAAGCUAAAGCAGAUCGGCUUAUACAACCUUGCCUUCCUGGACGAGAGUUUAGAGGGCUUUGCGCUGUUCAUGCUGAAGGAGAUCAUGGCGUGGGAAUAUGUUGAGAUCCAGCUAUUCGUAGCGAGGAUGCGGAAAGCCAUGCGGAAUUCCAAGAUCAGGCCAUACUAUAUUGUGCCCAACGUCUAUGCCAGGAAACCGGACGCGGCGUCCUAA